Messenger RNA from Drosophila guanche, 6435 nucleotides. It is a transcript of the gene yl, whose product is annotated as putative vitellogenin receptor. The transcript has 5 exons. Gene Ontology annotation, molecular function: protein binding; calcium ion binding. The record is from RefSeq and is a predicted model, not a curated record. Bases 180 to 6206 code for a protein of 2008 amino acids. Lineage: Eukaryota; Metazoa; Arthropoda; Insecta; Diptera; Drosophilidae.
AUUUGCUUUCGGCUUUGCAAGCUGCAAGCCAUAUUCUUUUGUUACUUAUUUUCGUUUUUGGUUCUCUUGUAAAAAUUUGAAUAAAAGUCUUUUAGUUAAACCGUUAGAGUUUGUGUUGAAUGUGCGUAGGCACGCGUUUGCAUUCCCAGCGGAGUGAAAUAUAAGGCCGUGGGCGCAACAUGAGAUCCAGCAAUUGGCAAAUGCACAACCUAACCUCUCACACAGCAACCGUAUGCAACGGGGUCGGUAACGGGAUCGGCCACGGUAACGGGAGCAACGCAAAUACAUCUUGCAAUUGCUAUAAUGUGCGAAGGCAACGUUAUGGAGGCCACGGGCCAACCCAGCCUCAGUUGUCCGGCCGCCCAAUUUGGUGGUGCCGUUUGGCAAUGUUGCUGCUCAUUUUCUGUGCGCUUGCUGCCUCCGCGUCGGGACCAGCGAACACGCGGUGCAAUGAAGAACAAUUCCAGUGCAGGGACGGUAGCUGCAUCUUACAGGCGAAGAUGUGUGACGGACGAAACGACUGCACCGAUGCCACAGAUGAAUUGGAUUGCGACUACAAGCUGUGCCGGGAGCCCCAUUGGUUCCCGUGCGCCCAGCCACAUGGAGCCUGCCUGGCAGCAGAACUAAAGUGCAACGGCAUCGACAACUGCCCAGGCGGCGAGGAUGAGCUCAAUUGUCCAGUGUCUGCGCGCUUCGCCAGUUACCGCAGGCUUCCGGCGCGCAAUUGCAGCCUCAGCCAGUACAUGUGCCAGCGGGAUCGAAGCUGUAUACCCAUCGAGUUUCAGUGCGACGGCAAGUCAGACUGUGCGGACAGCUCGGACGAGCUGGACGGCUGCAGCACACAAUCUGCGGCCAGCUGCAGCGGCCAUCUCUGCCCCAAUGGUCGCUGCCUGCAGCGUAAGCAGUGGCUUUGCGACGGCGUCGAUGACUGUGGCGAUGGCAGCGAUGAACAUGGCUGUGUGGAUCUCUGCAAGCCGCAGUUGGGUAAGUUCAUGUGCCGCAACAAGGAGCAAUGCCUGCAGCUGGCCCAAGUGUGUAACGGCCACAGUGACUGUAUGGAUGGCAGCGAUGAGUCCGAGACAUGCAACAUCAAGCCUGACUGCAGCAGCAAGACGUGUCCGCCCGCCGCCACCUGUCACAUGAUGCCUGUUGACGGUGCGCAUUGCUAUUGUCCUGCGGGCUUUCGUCUGGCCAAGUUCGGGAACAAGUGCGUGGACAUUGACGAGUGCCAGGAGCGUGAGUCGGAGCUAUGCAGUCAGAGCUGUGAGAACACCUCCGGUGGGUAUCGUUGCCUGUGCGAUCCUGGCUACCAGCUGGCCCGGGACAAUCGCACGUGCCGCGCAACGAUCUCGAAUGCCAGCGAACAUCCCCUGCUGCUGUACACCACACAAAUGAAUGUCAUGGGCAUGCAGCUGGGCAGCGGGCAGCAGCACUGGAGCAGGCAUCACGUUUACCAGGUGGCCGGGAAUCUAAGCAAAGUGAUUGGCGUCGCCUACGAUGGCAGCCACGUCUACUGGACAAACAUUCAGAACGAGGCCGAGAGCAUUGUGAAGGCCAAGUCCGAUGGCAGCCAUUCCGAGAUCCUGCUCACCUCCGGUCUUGACGCCCCCGAGGAUCUGGCCGUGGACUGGCUCACGCAGAAUAUUUACUUUUCGGACAAUGAAAUGCGACACAUUGCCGUCUGCUCGCACGAUGCCCACAACUGUGUGGUGCUCGUCACGGAGGAUGUACACCAGCCGCGCGGACUGGCCCUCUGGCCGCAGCGUGGCCAAAUGUUCUGGACCGAUUGGGGCGUCAAACCCAUGAUUGUGCGCGCCUCCAUGAAUGGUGAGCGUUCCACGCCAAUUGUCAGUGACAACAUACACUGGCCGAACGGCAUCGUCGUGGAUAUGCACCAGCAGAGGAUCUACUGGGUGGACGCCAAGCUGGGCAGUAUCCAGACGGUUCGACCCGACGGCACCGGCCGUCGCACCGUGCUCGAUGGCAUACUGAAGCAUCCGUACGGCCUGGCCGUGUACGAGGAUCAGCUGUACUGGUCGGACUGGGUCACCAAGAGCAUUCAUGCCUGCCACAAGUACUCCGGCAAGCAGCACCGUGUCCUGGCCAAGGAUAGCGCCAUUUAUGCGGUGCACAUCUAUCAUCCGGCCAAGCAGCCGCAGACACCCAAUGCCUGUGCCUCGGCCAGAUGCUCGCACCUGUGCCUGCUGGCCGAGCCGGAGGCGGGCGGCCACAGCUGCGCCUGUCCCGACGGCAUGCUACUGGCGUCCGAUCAGCAGCGCUGCAUGCAGAUGGUCAAAAGGCAGCGACUGUUUGUGGGCGUCGGCCAGUACCUGCUGGAGAUUGAGCACACGGCCUUUGGCCGGCAUGUGGUGAGUGCCAGCCACGCCUUGGACUGUGUCAUCAGCGAGAUGGUGUACAACAGCGUCAAUGGCAGCCUGAUCAUAGCCGACAAUGAGCGCCACAUCAUUGUGGAGUAUCAACCGGAACAGGGACGGGCCCAGGGACAGGGACACGGACAACCACUGCGGACUUUAAUCCGUUCAAAUUUGGGCAAUGUAAGUGCCUUGGCCUUUGAUCACAUCAGCGAGAACCUAUACUGGGCCGAUGCCGAGCGUCGCGUGUUGGAGCUGUUCUCCUUUCACACCCGACACCGCGCCCUCAUCCGGUUCUUUGCCGGCCAGGAGUCACCCAUUGGAUUGAGCGUGAUGCCCGCGGAUGGUUAUCUGUUUGUGGCGCUGAAGGCGCGCAGGCAGAGCUACAUCGAUCGACUGCCACUAAGCGGCAGGGGUACACCGACGCACGUCUUCGAGGAUGAGCUGGGCGAUGAUGACAUCAAGAUGGCCACCGACUACGAGCAUCAUAUGCUGUACUGGUCGGACAGCGAUAUGGGCAUGAUCAAGUACACGAACUAUCGCCAGACGCAGGAGUUGAUGUUCCGCAAUAAGCUGCGUCGUCCCUACAGCCUGGCCCUGGUGCAUCAGGAUCUGUUUUGGAGCGAACUUGGCUCUGCGUCCAUUUACUGGGCCCACAAGAGCAACAUGGGUCCACGAAAGCGCAUCGAUGUGGUGCCAACACGCGGAGACGGCAACGGCGACGGCGACAUGCACGGCCAGUACCCCAUGUCCAUGCGCGGAGCACCCUGGCGUCUCUCCCUGGCGGCCAGUGUCAGCAUCGGGGAGGAGCAGCAGCUGCAUCAGCAGCAGCAUCCCUGUCGGCAGCAGAAUGGCGGCUGUUCGCACAUCUGUGUGGGCGUGGGACGACUGGCAGCCACCUGCCUCUGUCCUGUUGGCUUUGUGUAUCGCGAUGCCAGCAAUCGCACCUGCCUGGAGGCGCUCGACUGUGAGUUCCGUUGCCACAGCAGCGGCGAGUGUCUGACCUUGGCCCAUCGCUGCAACGGCCGGCAGGAUUGUGUGGAUCGUUCCGAUGAGUUGGACUGCGACGAGGGGCAUAAGCCAAGGCCAAAAGUUAUGUGCACUAAUCGCCAGUUUGCCUGCCACAAUGCCGAGGACUGUGUGGAGAAGAACAAGCGUUGCGAUGGCCACAAAGAUUGCCCCGACAAUUCCGAUGAGCUGCAUUGCUCGCAGUUUGAUAAAACCAAAAGCUGCCACGCCCAUCAGCUGGCCUGCGACAAUGGAAAAUGUGUGGACCAGAGCCUCAUGUGCGAUGGCAAAAACGAUUGCGGCGACAACACAGACGAGAAUCCCAGCAAGUGCGACUCACCGGCCAGCUGCGACUUGGGCAUGUUUCAGUGCAGCAGCGGCGCCUGCAUAGCCGGCAGCUGGGAAUGCGAUGGCCAAAUCGAUUGCAGUGACGCCUCCGAUGAGCAUGACAAGUGCGGACAGCGUCAGUGUCCGGCGAAUAUGCACCGCUGCAUGUUGGGCCAGUGCCUGGACAGGCGACUCGUCUGCGAUGGCCACAACGAUUGUGGGGAUAUGACGGAUGAGCUCAAUUGCGGCAUCCAUGACUUGCCGUCCAAGGCGAACCUCUGUGGCAACCUCUAUCAGUGUGCCAGCAAUUUGAAGAUUUGUCUGGAUCCGGCAGUGCGCUGCAACGGCACCGCCGAAUGCCCACGCGGCGAGGAUGAGGCCGAUUGCGGGGACAUGUGCAGCAUCAAUGAGUUCCAGUGCCGCAGCGAAAAGCAGUGCAUACGCAAGGAGUUCCGCUGCGAUCGCGCCAAGGACUGCAGCGAUGGCAGCGAUGAGGAGAACUGCGACAAGAUCCAGAAUCAGACACUUAGCCAGCCCUGGACCGCAGCGAGUCGUGCCUGCCGUCCGCAUCUGUUUGACUGCCACGACGGCGAGUGUGUGGACAUGUCGCGGGUGUGCAACAGCUUUCCCGACUGCCAGAAUGGCAACGAUGAGGGGCCGCUGUGUGCGACAGCCUGCAAGGCCAGCAGCGUCGGCGGGGCACGUCCGGUGUGCCAGCACAAGUGUCGUGCCACGCCAACGGGUGCCGUGUGCUCCUGCUUCGAUGGCUAUCGCCUGGACACGGAUCAGCGCAGCUGUGUGGAUGUGAACGAGUGCCUGGAGGGCAAUCAGCCAUGCGCCCAAAUAUGCGAGAACACCCUCGGUGGCUUUCAGUGUCAGUGCCAUGCGGACUUUAUGCUGCACCAGGAUCGGGUGAGCUGCAAGAGCCUACAGGCUGGCGCCACGCUGCUCUUCAGCAGCUACAACGAGGUGCGCAAUCUCAGCGAGCAGCCGAUGAUGCUGCAGGUGGCCUGGUCGGCCAAUGACUCGCGCAUCGAUGGCUUCGACGUGGACAUGGAACGACAGUUGGGCUACUUCUCCAGCGAGGAGCAAGGCAUCGUCUAUCAAGUGGAUAUGCGGCGGGGUUCCGUAACGCGUGCUCUGGCUGUGCCAUCGCCCACAAAGCUUGCGGUCGACUGGGCCACCGGCAAUGUGUAUGUCCUGGCCGGCGGCAGUGCCGCGCAGGAGAUUUACGCCUGUAGCUUCACCGCCCGCAUGUGCGGACGCAUUCUCCAAGUGAAGACACACAUGCAUCUGCGGCAUCUGGCCAUUGAUGGCUACCAUGGGCGACUCUUCUACAUUGCCAUGCGAUUGGAGGGCUUCGGCCAUGCCAGCGCCGAGGUGCAUGUGGCCCGUCUCGACGGCAGCCACAAGGAGCUGAUGCUGCACAAGAAGGACAGCUAUAUGACGGCCCUGGCACUCGAUCCGCACCAGCAGCAACUCUACUUUCUGGACAUGCACAGCCGCACCCUCGAGAGGAUCAGCUACAGGUCACGCUCCGGUUCGGGGCCACAUCGCAGGCCCGAGAUGAUGGUGCAAAAAUCACCGGCCCUGAAGCAGCCCUCGGGUCUGAGCAUCUACGAGAAUCAGGCCUACAUUGUCAAUCUCGGCUCUAAGGAGGCGGUGCGGUGUCGCCUCUACGGUGAACGCAUCUGCAAGUCCAUCAAUUUGAAUGUGAACAAUGCCCAGGACAUAGUGGUGGCCGGCAAAUCGCGGCAGCCGAUGCCAGCGACAAAUCCGUGCCAGCAUUCGCACUGCCACGGCAUGUGCAUCCUGGCCGACUAUGGGUACGAGUGCAUGUGCGGCAGCCAGCUGGUGGCCGAGGGCGAACAGUGCCCCCAUGGCUCCAGCAGCGAACUGGAGGUGGGCGCAAGCAGGCAGGAUAGGCCCCGGUCAAGUGCCUCCUCCAUCCAAAGGUGGUUGAUGGCCCUCCUGAUGCUUGUGGUUGGCUCGUUGGCAGUCGGACUUGGGUACAUGUACUUUCGGUGGCGGCAGCGCGGCCACACGGAUCUCAACAUUAACCUCCAUUUCCAGAAUCCAUUGUCGACAAUCGGCAGCAAAGCGUUCAUCGAUCACGAAAGGAAUGAAGCCAGCGUCGGCAUCAAUGGCAACGGGAUGGAUGGGAUGGCUUCCAGCCACAGCCACAGCAGCAGUGAGACAGGCACCACCAGCGCCUCGUCCUCCUUUGCGGCUCAGCAAUUUGGCAUGCCGAAUGUUCUCCAGCGAAUGCUACGACCAAAACAGACGUCCAGCUCACAGAUGGCUACCGAAAUGCUUCUCAAAAACUCAAGACAGGCAAGCGAACUAUACACGCUGGACAAUGGACGGAAAUCAGCAGGAGGAGGAGGCGGACGGGUGCAGGACAUCCUGGUGGCAGACAUUGACGAUGAUGCCGCCACAGGCGGAUCAUUCGGGGGAGGCUACGCAGGCGAUGAUGCGAAUGCACGACUUGUUCCGUAAAUAAUCUGCCGCAUAUCCUGUUCCAACUAAUUUAUAAGCUGUCAAAUGCCAGCCAACACAGUCUCGUAUGUAUUCUACCUAUUUAUGUAUCUAUUUUUGUAUAAUGUUAAGCUCAAUGUUAAUGUAUUGCCCGCCAGUGAGUGUACCUCAAAUUGUAAAUGUAAAAUGUAAGAAUAUAAAUCAAGAAACUGCUCAACGCGUAGUGAUUGAAACCCGCAUUACAGAGUCA